CUUUCUUUCUUUUCUUUCUCUCUCUCUCUCCCAUCUCUGGAUUUCGAUUUUACACAAAAUCACAAAUACUACUACUACUGUACACAAAAUAUAACAACAAUAUAUCAUAUGAUCUAUUAAUAUUAUUAAUUAUCUCCAAAUUAAUCACAUAAUAAUCAACGUCAAUUAUAUCCAUCUUCACAUAUUCAAGGUGUUUGAUGAAAUGCUAAGAUGUCUCCGGUGGUCAAAGUGAGGAGAGCUGAGGUUGCGGCAUGCAUGACAUGUCCGAUUUGUAAUAAGUUGUUUAGAAAUGCCACUACUAUCCCUGAAUGUCUUCAUACAUUCUGCAGGAAAUGUAUUCGUAAAAAGCUUGUAGAUGAAGAACUUGAAUGUUGUCCAAUAUGCAAUAUCGAUCUAGGUUGCGUACCUUUGGAGAAGCUGAGGCCCGACCAUAAUUUACAAGAUGUGAGGGCCAAAAUAUUUCCAUAUAAACGGAGAAGGGUGAAGGCCCCUGAAGUUAUGCCUUCUGUUACUUUACCAUCAAGGCGAAAAGAGAGAUCACUAUCAUCUCUAGUAGUCAGCACACCAAGAGUGUCAACACAACCCACAAUGACUGGAAAAAGGUCGAGAGUUACUUCAAGGAAGAAAUCACGUGGUUCAAGUUUCUCAGCUGAGAAAUCUGUUAAGAAAGAAGAUGACUCUGAUGAAGAUUGCCAAGAGAGUUCCAGUUCACAGGAGACAUCAAACAGGAUCAGUCACAAUUCAAAGCAGAAUUCUUUGACCGCUGAGCCAUUUGGUCAUCUUCCUAGUGAGGAAGAAAAAACAGGUGGUGAACCAUGGAAAGGGAAAGUUGACUGGAAACCUUUGAAUGAUCUUGUGGAAGCAGCAAAUAGGAGUAAAUCUUCAAAACUUACUUCUCAGGGGUCCAUAGCCAAAUUACAACCAUCGUUAACCAACAAAAGUGACGGGCAUAUGCAAAAAACUAAAGGGAAAGACCUGCUACAGAGAUUAAUUAAUGAAGAUGAUAAAGAGGUUACGGAAUCAGUAAAACCUAAUAAGUUUAGGAGGAAUCGCAAAAACAAGUCAAAUGGUUUAGAAGAUUCAAGUGUCACUACUGCCCAAGCUAUUUUGGAUGCUGGUACCAACAAUAUGGCCCGUGAGAAAAGAACAUAUCCUAUUUGGUUUCAAUUGGUGCCAUUUGAACAACAGGAAGGGGAACCCUUGCGCCAGAUAGAAGGGCGUUAUGUCAAAUUGAAUGAUGGAAAUGUACCUAUUUCGAUUAUCCAAAAGCUGGUGAUGAACAAAUUGGCUCUUCCCAGUGAACAUGAGGUUGAGCUUAGAUGCAUGGGUAAGCUAGUCGUACCCACACUGCAGUUACGUAAUUUGAUGGAGCUGUGGCUACAAGCUCAUUCGGACAUAAUAACAGCAAAAAUCGGCUCAUCUGCACAAGAAUUUGUCAUGAAAAUAUCAUAUGCAAAGAAGGCUCCAACUCUAGCCCCAGCCCCAACCCCAACCCCAACCCCACAAACAUCAUGAAUGCCGAUGAAUUCAAAGGGAAACAGAACGUGAGAAUCUGGCUGUUGUGUUGGUUAUAGUUGAUAUAGUUUAUGAGAUUAUAGUUAGUACCUGGUAAUUUCUUAAUAGAUUUUUGGACUAUUGUUCAAAAACUCUUUGAAUGUGUUAUGCCAUUAUUCAUAUUGGUGAAAUUUGGCAUUUUAUUAAAAUCUAGCUUUGACUAAUGUUGUCGAUCAAUUAUUGUAUUGUUUUGGAGGUGGCAACAUGGUUGAGGACGACAUGUUGGGUAACUGGUGAAGCUGUUAAGCUUUCGUACGUUACCCCCGUUUAACCAAUUCUACCCACUAUUCUUAAGAUAAUUUAUAUAUUUCA
Messenger RNA from Erigeron canadensis, 1866 nucleotides. RefSeq names its product E3 ubiquitin protein ligase DRIP2-like. Bases 211 to 1515 code for a protein of 434 amino acids. The transcript is spliced from 8 exons. The record is from RefSeq and is a predicted model, not a curated record. Gene Ontology annotation, molecular function: ubiquitin-protein transferase activity. Lineage: Eukaryota; Viridiplantae; Streptophyta; Magnoliopsida; Asterales; Asteraceae.